AAAGUCGCCCGCAAUUUCACCACCUCCACUUCCUCCACUACUUUCUUUCCCUUUCACCAAACUCCUCCUUCUCAAUGUCUUCUUGACGAUCAACAUCACCCUUUCCUUUCCUCUCUUCUUACUAGAUACCGUGAUUUGAUCUUCUAUUUUUCUUUUUUUCUGUGUACUGUGUGAAGGAAUCCAUCGGGCGAAAAAAAAAAAAAAAAUAAAAACGUCACUCAACCGGUCAAAUGGCCUCGACAACUAACAGUAUAAAUGGCGAGGCUGUGGCCGACCCCAUCCCUAUCGCCGUAGAUCACGAGUCGCCUCAGGAAGACACCUACCCUGCUCCCUACGGUCGCUCUUGCUUUAACUGCUCUCAAGCCAAGUGCAAGUGUCUCUAUCCAAAGGCAGGCGGUCGUUGUCAAAGAUGCCAACGCUUAGAUAAAGAAUGUCGCCAAUCUGCUGCCAGUCGACGUUCAACCACACGCAGGUCGGCUACCUCUUCCAAAAGCUCGGCCAAGAUCUCUCGCCUGGAAGACAAGUUGGAGGAUUUGGUCUCGCUGCUGCGCGCGGGAGUCCAACCGAGUAAUGUCACGACCACGACCAUGCUCGGCCUGCUCGGACAGCUGCCGGACAACCAGAACUCGUCAAACAGCAAUGCCGCAUCCCCUCCCAACAUGUCAGACGUCCCCAUGGGGGGCAGCAGCUCCCAACCCAGCCCAGUCUACGCCAGCCGCAACACUGGUUCCGCUUCCACCCCGGACACCAGCAUUUCGGACAGCGGGGGUUCGUUAUCUUCGGGCGCAUCGUCACUGAACGCGAUGGAACCGUCGGGCUUGCAAGCAGAGGAAUUGCUCACCUUCUUCCAAACUCAAAUGCUUCCGUAUUUCCCAUGCAUGUAUAUCCCUCCAGGCACCACGUCGCAGAAGCUUCGGCGAGACCGCCCAUUUUCGUGGCUAUGCAUCAUGGCUGUCACGUCACGGAGCAGCGCGCAAAGUCGUCCGCUCUUCGAUAGAAUCAAGCACAUUGUGUCACAGAAGCUGGUGCAUGAGUACUCGUGUCGUGACCUUGAUAUCCUUCAGGGACUCUUGAUCUAUCUCGGAUGGUCCAAUCAACAAGUUUACAAUAAAGCCAACGUGCAUGUAUUCACUCAGCUCGCGAACGGCAUUGUCUAUGAGAUGGGCCUCUUCAAUCCCGAAGCGAAGGGAAAGCACGUCCUCUUGUGUGUGCACACGGAAGCACACGAAGACCGUGCAGCACCUCCCAGUCAAAUCAUGGAACAACGCCGGGCUGUCUUGGGAUGCUUCUUGCUCACUUCUAUUAUUGCUACCUUCCUGCAACAAAGCGACUCUCUGCGCUGGACAUCCUACAUGGACGAGUGUCUUCGUCUACUCGAAGAGCAGCAGGAAAGCAUCAACGAUGAGAUACUCGUUCAGCAAGUUCGACUUCAACUGAUCAAUGACAAGCUUAGCUUGGGAGGCUUUUACGGCGCGUCUUCAACGUCCCGCGAAUCGAUGCGACCGUCGCCUGCUGUAUACAUCCGGCCGAUGCAAGCUCAGCUUCAAACUCAACUUCAAGGAAUUAUGAGCAGAGUCCGACCCAACUCACAGGGAUACAAAAUCCUUCUAUUGCAUCACUACAACACCUCAUUAAGCCUUUACGAGUCCGCACUUACGAAAGGUGCCAUUGCCUCCAUCACAAACGUGAGCUACGAGCAUCUCGACUAUCUUUAUGGCUGCCUUGAGGCUACCAAGUCAUGGUUCGACGUGUUCCUGAGCAUUCCACCGGCGGAGUAUAUUGGGUUUCCUUUCGCUAUCUUCUCGCAAAUGGUGCAGAACCUUGUGACACUCUACCAAUUGACGACCCUGGACAACUCCGUUUGGGAUACAACCAAUGUCCGCCGAACGGCAGAUAUCAUACAGAUCAUGAACAUGGUGAUUUCCAACAUGGGCCAAGUGGCGUCUCUCAACGGUAUUGAUGGUGAUCCCGGUGGCGACAUCUUCUCAAACAUCGCCAAGACGUACCAGGCGGUGCGCAUGGGUUGGGAGACCAAGCUAGAUCCCACUCCGUUGGGCUCACACGUGGCGAAUUCGAUUCCAUCGCUGUCGGUUCCAACGCUCUCGGAGCCCCCAGAUGCCCUGUCCGUGUCAGACACCUUUCCUCUGGUCGAGGAUAACGAUUGGCUCGCGGACAUGCUGAGCACGAUGGACAGAAACAACAAAGGCCCAAUGGCUGCCAUACCCGGCGUCCCUGGCGUACCAUGAGGCAUUGUGUGACUGCAACCGACUCCCAGUUUCCUCUCACCAGAAGGCAUCCCAUAAUACGUGCGAUCCGAAGGGGUGCGACGGGCUAGUGCCCAGGCCUCAAUGUCCCCGCUUCGUUCUCCUUGAGAGACCAUGCUGUCUCUACACACGGGCUUUGAUGGCGACCUUUCCCUACAAGGCAGAUCAUGCCGAGUUGGACGGCGUUAAUAGCCAAGGAGACUUCGUUUCGCCGGGACUUCUUGACUCGACAUCUAUGAUUCUUAUGAAUAU
Messenger RNA from Aspergillus japonicus CBS 114.51, 2516 nucleotides. RefSeq names its product Zn(II)2Cys6 transcription factor. The transcript has 5 exons. The record is from RefSeq and is a predicted model, not a curated record. Gene Ontology annotation, cellular component: nucleus. Gene Ontology annotation, molecular function: DNA-binding transcription factor activity, RNA polymerase II-specific; zinc ion binding; transcription cis-regulatory region binding. Lineage: Eukaryota; Fungi; Ascomycota; Eurotiomycetes; Eurotiales; Aspergillaceae. Gene Ontology annotation, biological process: regulation of DNA-templated transcription. The coding region runs from base 231 to 2246 and encodes 671 amino acids.